Molecule: messenger RNA, 1623 nt
Organism: Orbilia oligospora ATCC 24927
Lineage: Eukaryota; Fungi; Ascomycota; Orbiliomycetes; Orbiliales; Orbiliaceae
Exons: 7
Coding region: 1-1623 (540 amino acids)
Biological process (GO): nuclear membrane fusion involved in karyogamy; karyogamy involved in conjugation with cellular fusion
Cellular component (GO): endoplasmic reticulum membrane
Source: RefSeq, a predicted model, not a curated record
AUGGCGCUUCUUAAUCUAGCUGCCCUUCUCUGGGUUCUCUGGAUCAUUGGAUCAUUUCCCCAGAUGGUUGAAGCUUCGGCUGUAAUCUCUUCUAUGACUUCGGAAUCUAAUGGAAAUGGAGCUAUUCAAUCCCUCGAAAACUUAAUCUCAUCUCAUAAACUCCACAAAGGAUAUGAAGACUCACUGGCCCUGAUUAACUCUCUGAACCUUCCACACUCCUGCCUUUAUAGCUCAUUGACUGAGUCCAUAAUCGAAAAGUGUUCUGUUUCUCCGACCGUCCUGGACGGAGAAGAGAAGAAUUUCUUUGCAACGAAGCUUGCUAUCUGUGAAUUGUCGUCAGCCAACGUCGACUAUCCGCGGGAGUGUCGAGGUAAUAUCCAAUCGUCGAAGGAACUCAAAAAGUGUAUCAAGAAGCUUGAGACCCGAGCUCAGUGGUGGACUAGCUGGAGCAAUUGCAUCCAAAGUGUGGGUGUAUUAUGUCAAGCCGUCAGGGAAGAAGCACAAAGAGUUACCGUCACAGAUAGUCUUCUUCGACUCCAUCGCAACCUCACCGUUUUACAUCACCAACUUGAAAACCGUCUUGUCACCUCCCUUGACUUCCAAACCUCAGCUAUCAAGCAAGCAUCACAAUCCUCCAACAUGAUUAACCAACGUGUCGCCAUUCUCAUUAGUGAGAUGGAUACCUUGCUCAAUCAUACUAUUGUUCCCAUGAAUAGCCACCUCAAAAACAUCAAGGCCGUAAUGGCCAACAUCGACAGGCUCCAAGUAGCCCAGGCUGCUCAUCUCGCGGAACAGGGGACUGUUCUCGAUGAGCAUGCCCGGGCUCAGAGGGAAACGAUGUACAGGAUCGAUACCAUUGUUAAGCAAGUUAUCGAAGCUGUUGAGACGUAUGAGAGUCUCGUGGAGAGGAAGAACGAGGCCGAUGACGAAGCUAGGCGCAAGAGCCUUUUAGAGAUGUCGUCGGCCAUUGCGGCCACGACUGGUGAAACCAUUGAUGCCAUCAAGGCUACCAUGAAGGUCCUGGACGACCUCGGUAGCGAGACUGGCAUGAAGGUUUCUGGUCUCGUAGACAAAAUCACAGAGGGACAUGCGCAACUCAGCAACCUUGCUGAGAACUAUGACUCGCUGGCCACGAGCCAUGAAAGGAUCUCCCGAUCCAUGCUUGAACAAGAGGAAACGGCUACCCGUCAACUUGAAACUGUUGUCCACCAGGCAACUGUCUUCAACAACACGUUCCUCAAUGCCAUCGCAGAGAGCACUGGGUACCUUCAGAAGCUCUCAGAGUUGCGAAAGAACUCUCUCUAUAACAUGGGUGUAGUUCCAGGGUUGGCUUUGGUAUCAACUUACCUCCCUGUUCUCGUCAGCAUUCUUGUUGUCCUUGAUCGCAAGAGAACAGCUAUUGCUGUCAUCUUCUUUGCGACCUUGUACAUCUUUUUUAUGACGUAUCCUUUUGAAACCGCUCCGGAGUCGAAUGAUUCGGCUGGUGAGACGAUGAAUACAGAAGGAUUGCUGCUCGACGCCGGAAAUGAUAAGUACCGCUGGUUUCAGUCUCGUAACCAAACUGUGCGCUGGUUUCAGGAUCAUGCCGCCGAGAUGAUCGGGUACUUCCGCGCCUUCUGGUAA